Debaryomyces hansenii CBS767 is the source of this 1440-nucleotide messenger RNA. RefSeq lists its product as uncharacterized. The record is from RefSeq and is a predicted model, not a curated record. The transcript has a single exon. Lineage: Eukaryota; Fungi; Ascomycota; Pichiomycetes; Serinales; Debaryomycetaceae. The coding region runs from base 1 to 1440 and encodes 479 amino acids. Gene Ontology annotation, cellular component: membrane.
AUGGGUGCAGCGAUAUCUUUGCCGUUGAUUCCUAUAACAUCACUAGCUUCAUGCUGUGGAGCGGCUACCUGUUCAGCAUUGUGUACUUCGAUAGGGGGCACAUUCCAAUCUUCAAUAUUGACAAGAAUUACAUAUGCGUUCAUUUUGUUACUCAAUUCGUUAUUUUCAUGGAUUGCCUUAUCACCAUUUAUAGUCCAUAAGCUAGAGAAGGCAUCAUUUGGUUUUAUAAACAAUAAAUGUGGUCCGGAUGGAAGUGAAUGUAUAAGUUUUACGUCUGUUUACCGUAUAAAUUUUGCUUUGGGAAUUUUUCAUCUAAUAUUAGCGGGCUUACUUGUGAAUGUUAAAUCCACUUCUAACCCCAGAGCCGUUAUACAGAAUGGAUGCUGGAAAAUGAAAAUAUUUGCAUGGUUAAGCUUGAUAACUGUAAACUUUUUAUUGAUUCCUGACAACUUUUUCAUAUUUUAUGGUAAUAAUAUUGCUAUAAUCUUCUCGACUAUUUUCCUUGGUAUCGGUUUGAUCUUAUUAGUUGAUUUUGCUCAUGCCUGGGCAGAAACCUGUUUAGAGAAGAUAGAAAUGGAAGACUUGACAGGGGAAGGUGAAUACAAUGCGGGCUUUUGGAAGAAGUUGUUAAUAGGCGGCACGUUAACGAUGUACAUAUCAAGUAUCGUUUUGACAAUCAUAAUGUAUUGGUUUUUUGCAGGCAGUGGUUGUAAUAUGAACAGGACUGCCAUUACAUUGAAUGUAGUCUUUGGUAUCAUAAUUUCCAUAAUGUCAGUUAAUCAAACCAUUCAAGAAUCUAAUCCACACGCUGGCUUAGCACAAUCAUCGAUGGUUGUCAUAUAUUGUACAUACUUGGUUAUGAGUGCAGUUUCAUCAGAGCCAGAUGACAAAUACUGCAACCCUCUAAUUAGAUCAAAGGGCACUAGAACGGCAAGCGUUGUAUUGGGUGCAUUUUUUACAUUUAUUGCCGUCGCAUACACUACAACCAGAGCAGCUGCCAACUCAGCGUUUAUCGACUUAGAUACUGCUAUCGAUUCGUCUGAUGGAUACAUAAGCUCGCAACCUAAUGUUCGUAAUGAAAUGAGAUACCAAGCCAUAAAACAAGCCGUUGACGAAGGCCUGUUACCUGAAAGUGCCUUGAACCAAAUGAACUUAUAUGAUGAUGAACUGAAUGGUGACAAUGCUAACGAUGAAGAAAGAAAUACCGUGAAAUAUAACUAUACAUUGUUCCAUAUAAUUUUCUUCUUGGCUACACAGUAUGUUGCUACAUUAUUAACUAUAAACGUUCAACAGGAUGAUUUGGGUGAUUUUGUUCCAGUUGGCAGGACUUACUUUUCUAGCUGGGUUAAAAUUGUGAGUUCUUGGGUUUGUUUUGUAUUGUAUGGCUGGAGUCUUAUUGCACCAGUAUUGUGGCCGGAUAGAUUUAGCGUUCACUUGUGA